AGCCAUCCACAUCUCUCAUUUUCUACAAUGCGCCAGGGGUGCUGCCUCACAACUCUCUCUUCUCUUGCAAAAUUCAUACUUCCACCAAUCCUUACAUUACCUCAGAUAAAUUCAUUUCUCUUGAAACUUUUCACUUGAGUUUUCUGUGAUUUGUAAUGGCAUGUAUUCAGCUGUUAAAAUCAACUCCAUCAAAUUCACAGUCCAAAAUCGCCUGCUUCUACGCGGAUUUCAGUUUGCAGAAAAGGAGAAUUAGACUUCGGAAUUCAAGAAUUCAAAAUAAUUACAGGAGAUUUAGGGUUACUUGUAAAGUAGAAGAUGGUGGUAAACAAAGUAAUGGUGAAGAACCUCCCGAGUCUUUAUUUAUGAAGGAACUAAGACGAAGAGGGAUGACCCCCACUUCUUUGCUUGAGGAAAAGAAUAAAGAUGCUGUGAGAGAGGAGAUAAAGUUUAGGGAGGAAGAUGGGGGGUGGGGUUACUCAAGAAGAAAUGGCAUCACAACAGGUGCAGAGACAAACCUGACUGGUCAAAGGGAAAAGUCCAUGGCGCUUAAUAGUGAAGGUCUUGAGGGUUUGAUCCCACGUGGAAAACUUCUUCUUACCUUAGGAGGAACAUUUUUCCUUGCGUUUUGGCCAUUGAUUCUUGUAACUGUUGCACUUUUCCUUGUGCUGUAUCUGUACUUUGGAGCAGAAUUUGUUCACGAUGGACGUGAUAAUCCAGUAUCUCCGUCCCCAUAUGUUGAUCCUUAUGAAUUACUUGAAGAAGAGAGGAUGUAUAAGACUGCUCCCCCUCUUAAUUGAAGGACUACGAGCUUCGUGUAUAGCAGCAUUUCCACUUCAUCAAAAUUGGGUUUCUAUUAAUCUCCCAUACAUGUCAAUCACCUUAUCUUAUAACUGAAACGUGUAAAAGCAUUACUCUCUCGUGUCAGACUUGAUAUAAAAUGUUACUUCUGGCAA
Salvia hispanica is the source of this 953-nucleotide messenger RNA. RefSeq lists its product as uncharacterized. The record is from RefSeq and is a predicted model, not a curated record. Lineage: Eukaryota; Viridiplantae; Streptophyta; Magnoliopsida; Lamiales; Lamiaceae.